AUAGAAAAAAAAAAAAAAGGUCAGAUUUUUAGCGUGUGAAGUAAAUUAAACAUUUUGAAAAUCAUUGAUGGUUGUCCAUGUGCGUUUCGGAAACUGAAAUAAGAAAUUUAAUAAUAGAGCUCGCCGGUGAUGUAAUAAGACCGUUGGGAAAGACUCUCGCCGAACUGGUUCGAAAAUUUUGGAGGGAAACAGGUCAUGGCCAUUCUCAUAUACAGAACCUCUUCAACUCCGACAACAUUCUCCAAUGGCGUCAGAGAUCAAGAACCUCCUCUUUCGAGGCCUUGACUCCUUCAAACAGUUCAAGCAUCUUCACGCUCGGCUUAUCCGUCUCGGUCUCGACCAGGACAGCUUUCUUCUCAACAUGUUCUUGCGCCAUGGCUUCGAAUUCGGCAAUACUUGUUACGCUCGCCUGGUCUUCGACCAAACCAUAGAACCCAACAUUUACCUUUGGAAUACAAUGAUCCGUGGCUUGGUCUCUAACAAUUGCUUCGACGAUGCUAUUGAUUUCUACGGUUCAAUGCGGAGACAGGGAUUCCUACCCAACAAUUUCACUUUCCCUUUUGUUCUAAAGGCUUGUGCAAGGCUUUCGGAUUUUCAACUGGGUUUGAAAAUUCAUACCCUUGUGGUAAAGGCGGGUUUCGAUUACGACGUCUUUGUUAAGACUAGUUUGCUCUGUUUGUACUCGAAAUCUGGCCAUUUGGAGCAUGCCCGUAAGGUUUUUGUAGAUAUUCCUGAAAAAAAUGUUGUUUCUUGGACUGCUAUCAUAAGUGGUUAUAUCAGCGCUGGCCAUUAUAGAGAAGCCAUUGUUAUGUUUCGCGGAUUGUUGGAGAUGGGUUUGAAGCCUGAUGGGUUUACCCUUAUCCGGGUUCUGUCUGCCUGUACUCGGUUGGGGGAUUUAAGUUUUGGGGAGUGGAUUCAUAGGUACAUAACAGAGAAUGGCAUGGGAUGGAAUGUCUUUGUGGCAACUUCAUUGGUAGAUAUGUAUGCCAAGUGCGGAAACAUGGAUAAAGCACGUUAUGUCUUUGAUGGGAUGUCUGUGAAGGAUAUAGUUACUUGGAGUACCAUGAUUCAGGGAUACGCUUCCAAUGGACUUAGUAAAGAAGCGUUGGACCUCUUUUUCGAAAUGCUGAAAGCAAAAACGAAACCCGAUUGUUAUGCAAUGGUUGGUGUGCUUUCUGCUUGUGCAAGGUUAGGAGCACUAGAAUUAGGGGAGUGGGCAAGCAAAUUGAUGGACAGAAAUGAGUUCUUGUCGAACCCUGUCCUUGGCACAGCUCUGAUUGACAUGUAUGCCAAAUGUGGGUGCAUGGUCCAAGCCUGGGAAAUCUUCAAAGGGAUGAAGGAUAAAGACCUCGUGGUGUGGAAUGCUGCAAUGUCUGGGUUAGCUAUGAAUGGACAUGUUCAAGCUGUUUUCGGACUCUUUGGCCAAUUGGAGAAAUUUGGGAUUCAACCCAGUGGGAACACGUUUAUGGGUUUGCUUUGUGCUUGUACUCAUGCUGGUCUAGUUGAUGAGGGCCGUAGAUAUUUCAACAGCAUGAAUUGUGUAUUCUCCUUGUCUCCCACAAUUGAGCAUUAUGGAUGUAUGGUGGAUCUUCUUGGCCGUGCGGGUUUAUUGGAUGAAGCUCAUCGGUUAAUCAAAAGCAUGCCAAUGGAGGCUAACGCCAUUGUUUGGGGAGCCUUAUUGGGUGGAUGUAGGCUGCAUAGGGAUACCCAGUUGGCAGAGAUAGUACUUAAAAAACUUAUUGAGUUAGAACCAUGGAGCUCUGGGAACUAUGUUCUUCUAUCAAAUAUUUACUCAGCCAGUAAUAAGUGGAAUGAGGCAGAAAAUAUUAGAACGAGGAUGAAUCAACAAGGUAUUCAGAAAAUACGAGGAUGCAGUUGGGUUGAAGUAGAUGGAGUUGUUCAUGAAUUCCUCGUGGGAGACAAGUCCCACCCAUUGUCUGAGAAGAUCUAUGCAAAACUUGAUGAAUUAAGCAAAGAACUAAAAGCAGCUGGUUAUGUUCCCACAACUGAGUUUGUGCUGUUUGACAUAGAAGAGGAGGAGAAAGAGCAUUUUCUUGGUUAUCACAGUGAGAAGUUGGCCAUCGCAUUUGGUCUGAUUAGUACCACUUCCAAAGAUGUGAUUCGAGUAGUGAAAAACCUUCGAGUAUGUGGUGAUUGUCAUGAGGCCAUUAAGUUAAUUUCAAAGAUUACAGGGAGAGAGAUAAUUGUUCGAGACACUAACCGGUUUCAUUAUUUUGUCAAUGGUUUAUGUUCAUGCAAUGAUUAUUGGUAAAUCUCAUAUAAUUAUUAUUAUUAUUUUUGUUUCUCUUUUGGUUCUAGAAUAACCUUUAAGAUCAUUGGUAAUUCACUUUUGGCCCUCGGAAGAAAGAAAUGGUGGACUAACAUACAGUCUUUUUGUAUCAUUCUCGAAGUUAUAGACUGUUUUAUUAUAAUUAGAGAGAGGUCAAAUCUAGCUUAGUCAAGAACAUAUAUGAUUUUUGUAAUGCCAAUUUGCAAGUGCUUACCAACGUGGAUGGAUGGAGUGGAGUGGAAGUUUCUCUCAUCCUUCUUUAAUACAAUUUGGAUUUUAGUGCUCAA
This is a messenger RNA of Ziziphus jujuba (common jujube), 2577 nucleotides long. Its product is annotated as putative pentatricopeptide repeat-containing protein At3g08820. The record is from RefSeq and is a predicted model, not a curated record. Lineage: Eukaryota; Viridiplantae; Streptophyta; Magnoliopsida; Rosales; Rhamnaceae. The transcript has a single exon. Gene Ontology annotation, molecular function: RNA binding; zinc ion binding; protein binding. Gene Ontology annotation, biological process: RNA modification. The coding region runs from base 245 to 2272 and encodes 675 amino acids.